AUGAGUACAACAACAGAUUCAAAACCACCACACAGCAUAUCACCUUCACAAACAACAACGGAUUGUGUGCAAACUUCAAUUUAUCGGACAAAGUUUAUUGAGCAACAAAACUUAGAAAACUUUCAGAUCGUUUGGCUUGAUGCUAAUAUCAAUAAAACAGAUGAUAAUUCCCAAACAAUAUCUCGAUUACGUGCUUCUAUUAAUUAUCUAAAUAUAUUUGAUAAUGUUUGUGACUGUUAUGACUACAUAGCCGGUGUCCAAAAUGAAAAAGUAUUUUUAAUUGUAUCAGGUUCAAUUAGUCAAGAUAUAGUACCAUAUACUCAUCAAAUGCCACAAAUUCAAUUUAUUUAUAUAUACUGUUUUGACAUCAAAAAAUAUGAACAAUGGGCAAGGAAUUAUGACAUAGUGCGUGGUACAUAUACUAAUAUGAAUGAUGUUUGUGAGCAAUUAAGUAAAGAUGUCACCAGUUCACGUAAAUUCUUAUUCAUGAAUAUUCUUUCAACAAGCAUAAAAGAAAAAGAAAUAAAUAAACAAGAAGCUUCAUUUAUGUAUUUUCAAUUGUUAACUGAAAUCUUAACCGGAAUGGAACAUGAAGAUGAUGCAAAAACAAAUAUGAUUAAUCACUGUCGAUUACAAUAUAUUGGAAAUGAAAUCGAUUUAAAAUAUAUCGAUGAAUUUGAUAAGACUUAUAGUCCAAAUGAAGCC
Didymodactylos carnosus is the source of this 705-nucleotide messenger RNA. The record is from the annotation of a GenBank genome assembly. NCBI's taxonomy places the organism in Eukaryota, Metazoa, Rotifera, Eurotatoria, Philodinida, Philodinidae.